UGGGUGUUGCUUUUUAAACAUUGGUGUGCACAAUUGUCAAGCUGCCAUUUAGGCAAGAAGAAAGAUCAUUUUCUCCCCUCUAAACUCUUUCCUGCAGACAGAAGCAGAGCCAUGCCUUAUACCUACCGGGACCCCAGCGCACGGGCUCCUUCUGUGCCCCAAAAUGCUUGUGCCACACACUCCAGUGGCCAAACAUACCAGGAGCUGAAGCUUGAAUGCCAGCAGAAGGGGACCCUCUUUGAGGAUUGUGAUUUCCUAGCCAACGACUCUUCCCUGUUCUACAAUGAGAAACCACCAAUCCCCUUUGUGUGGAAAAGACCAGGGGAAAUCGUUAAAGACCCACAGUUUAUUCUUGGAGGAGCCACAAGAACUGACAUUUGUCAAGGAGACCUUGGUGAUUGUUGGCUAUUAGCAGCUAUAGCAUCUCUUACCCUCAAUGAAAAAGUACUAGCCAGAGUUAUACCACAAAAUCAAGAUUUUGGACCAGAUUAUGCUGGAAUAUUUCAUUUUCAGUUUUGGCAAUACAAUGAAUGGCUGGAUGUUGUUAUCGAUGACCGCUUGCCCACUUUCAAAGACCGCUUGGUUUUUCUGCACUCAGCUGAACUCAAUGAAUUUUGGAGUGCAUUGUUGGAAAAAGCCUAUGCCAAGUUGAAUGGAAGUUAUGAAGCUCUAAAAGGAGGAAGUUCAAUUGAAGCGAUGGAAGACUUCACUGGAGGAGUUGGAGAAACAUUUGAAGCUAAAAAGGCUCCAAAAAAUUUCUAUGAACUCUUACAGAGGGCACUUAAAAGAGGCUCACUGGUGGGCUGUUCUAUUGAUAUCAGCAAUGCAGCUGAGUCGGAAGCUCGAACACCAGCUGGCCUCAUAAAAGGUCAUGCAUACUCAGUAACUGGCAUUGAUGAGGUCAAUUACCGAGGGCAAACAGUGAGGCUCAUUCGAGUUCGGAAUCCAUGGGGUCAAGUGGAAUGGAAUGGUGCCUGGAGUGACAACUCCUCUGAGUGGAAUUCCCUCAGCCCAUCAGAGAAACAACAGCUACAUCAUACAACAUUAGACGAUGGAGAAUUCUGGAUGAACUUUGAAGAUUUUCUGUCUAAUUUUGAGAAAGUUGAGAUUUGUAACCUCACACCAGAUGCUCUUGAAGACAAUGCUGCUCAUAAAUGGGAAGUGUCCAUUCACCAAGGCAGUUGGGUCAGAGGUGCCACUGCUGGAGGGUGCCGAAAUUUCAUAGAAACAUUUUGGACCAAUCCCCAGUUCAAGCUCCAACUGACAGAAAAAGAUGAGGAUCAAGAUGAGUGCACGUUUGUAGCUGCCCUGAUGCAGAAGAAUCGUCGUAAACUCAGGAAACUCGGAGCUGCACUGCUAACAAUAGGAUAUGCUAUCUAUGAGUGUCCCGAUAAAGAUGAACACUUGACAAAGGAUUUUUUCCGCUACAAUGCUUCCAAAGCCAGGAGCAAAACCUAUAUCAACUUAAGGGAAGUUUCUGAUAGAUUUGAGCUACCACCUGGCGAUUACAUCAUUGUUCCAACUACAUAUGAGCCACAACAGGAGGCUGAUUUCUGUCUAAGAGUUUUUUCUGAAAAGAGAGUAGUUACAAAGGAGAUGGAUGGAAAUGUCAACAUUGAUUUGCCAGAGGUUCCUGAGCCAACACAACCCCAACAAGAAACAGAAGAAGAAAAGCAAUUCCGAGAUUUGUUUAAGCAGAUUUCAGGACCGGACAUGGAGAUCAGUGCAGAGGAACUUGAAUAUAUCCUGAAUGCUGUGUUGGAAAAAAACAAGAUCAAGUUCAAAAAAAUAAGCUGCCUGUCAUGUAAAAAUAUCAUUUCCUUAAUGGCUUCCAGCGGGAAUGGAAAACUGGAAUUCAACGAAUUCAAAAUUUUCUGGGACAAACUGAAAAAGUGGAUUAGCAUCUACCUUCACUUUGAUUCUGAUCAGUCUGGCACAAUGUCUUCCCAUGAACUUCGUCUUGCUUUAAAAGCAGCAGGAUUGCAGCUCAAUAAUCAUCUGCUGCAGCUGAUUGUAUUAAGGUAUUCAGAUGAUCAGCAACAGAUUGAAUUUGAUGACUUCUUAAACUGCCUAAUUCGCUUGGAAAAUGCAAGCAGAGUAUUCCAGGCAUUAUGUGUGGAAAACAGAGAUUUCAUUAACCUCCAUAUAAAUGAGUUUAUCAAUUUGACUAUGAACAUCUGAAGGCCUUGAACACGGAAUUCAGCCAGUUUCCCAACAUGUUUCUGAAUUGAACUGAGUUCACAUUUUCCCCUAUCACUGAAAAUUACAAGGAAUGUUUGUAUUGUCAAUUUUCUUAUAAUCACCUAUUGUGAAUAUGUGGUUUUAGAACUCAAAUGCAAAUAAGUAUUUUCUAGAUUUAAAGUCCUAUUAUUUCAGCCAGCACAGGAUAAUGGAAAGAUAAUAGGAUCUGAAGACCUAAACAUCUGGAGGGCAGUAAACUGAGGACGUUGCAUUAACAUCUCUUUGUAUAUGAAUAUAUUGCACGAAUACAUGCUGUAACGAAUUACUGUUUAGAUGACAUAAAUGAAUAGCCCUAAGCAAUUAUUGUCUUUUGAUUUAACGUAAUUAUGUUGGUUCCCAAUAAACAUUUUG
This is a messenger RNA of Pantherophis guttatus, 2592 nucleotides long. RefSeq names its product calpain 9 (gene CAPN9). The record is from RefSeq and is a predicted model, not a curated record. Gene Ontology annotation, cellular component: cytoplasm. Gene Ontology annotation, molecular function: calcium-dependent cysteine-type endopeptidase activity; calcium ion binding. Gene Ontology annotation, biological process: proteolysis. Lineage: Eukaryota; Metazoa; Chordata; Lepidosauria; Squamata; Colubridae.